AUUUCUUUCCCUUCAAAUGAUAGUCAUUAAUAAGGGUUUGUCAUAUCAAACGGAAUCGAAUAGAAACCCUAAAAUCCCAUUUCCCUUUUUGUAUCAUCAUGUCCUGCUAUCAUCAUUAUUGGAGUUCAAUACACUUGCAUCGUCACUUGCCUGCGACUUGCUUUGUUGACUCUUGGAGUUUCUCCCACAAGAAAACCAAAGAAAGUAUAUUCAGAAGGAAGCAAAAGUUUCUUGGGGUAGGAUUUUAUAACUUGUUCUAUUCUAGAGUAUGUCACUGGAAAAAUGGUCUCGUUCACACUGGAAGGAAAGAGAAUAACUUCCCGGGGAUUCUUUACAACAACUCGCAACACUAUCGUAAAACAAAUAUGAUGACUGAAACUUUCAUUCAAUGUCCCGAAUGUGGAACUAUAUAUUCUGUUCAAGUCGAAGAACUGGAGUCACAAAGGGCGGUCAGAUGUGGAGAUUGUUUGCAUGAAUGGCUAGCGACAGAAGACGAUUUACUGGAAAUAGAUCCUGUUUACGUAAACUCUCUUCUCCUUGAACGUGAAGAACAAAUCAAGGAAAACGGUUCUUUUGGGAAGUGGCAAGUUGAGAAGGACUCGAAAGUUUUGAGCUCGCUUCAAGACGCGGAUAGUACAGAAGCUUUACAAGGCGAAGACUUGAAAAAAAAAGCAGCACAAAGCCGAAAAAGAGAAGGAGAAAAAGUUCUUUUUGUGGGUAACUUGAGUUACAAGGCUUCGGAGAAAGAUCUAUUCAGGGUUUUCUCAUCCUGUGGCCAGGUUUUUGACGUACGCAUUCCCCGAAACCAUUCAAAAGUCCAUCGAGGUUUUGCGUUUAUUAGAAUGAAUCUCACAGGAGCCUCGACAGCCUUACAAAGUCUUCAAGGUGCCAACAUCGUUGGUCGUCCGAUAGUUCUUAGUGAGAGCAUUACACAAGAGAAAACAAGUCAACAAGAAGAAGAAAAUGAGGAAAGCAACCAUGAAAGGACUGAAACCAGUCUAGACGACGAAGUUCUAGAGGAAGACUGGGACACGGACUUUGGACCUGAUGAACAACUAUUAGGACAAGAAGCAUACUCCAAUGGGUUGAGGUUUUAUCUCAGAGGAAGCACUCCAAGGAAAAGUCCAAACGGAAAAAAUUAAGUAUUUUAUGUCUAUGUUGUACGAAGGCGCCAAUUGGCAGUCCCACCAAAGUCUGCAGAAGUUUUCAACUGAAUGACUCUACUGUCCUCCAAGAGUGCUCCUGUUCGAUAAAACUAAUAACACAGAAUAUCAACAGAAAAUUAUCCACGAACGGAACUAGAGUUUGCCUGACUUUGGGUUUCAACUUUUUUCUUCUUUCUCAACUUUGCCGUAUCUGUGGGAUCAAUAAAUAGAGUGACUUUUUU
This is a messenger RNA of Galdieria sulphuraria, 1387 nucleotides long. RefSeq names its product RNA recognition motif (RRM)-containing protein. The transcript has a single exon. Gene Ontology annotation, molecular function: RNA binding. The coding region runs from base 99 to 1142 and encodes 347 amino acids. The record is from RefSeq and is a predicted model, not a curated record. NCBI's taxonomy places the organism in Eukaryota, Rhodophyta, Bangiophyceae, Galdieriales, Galdieriaceae.